AUGACAGACGAUGAAUCAAUCCAAUCACAACCUGUAUAUAAAGCUGCAGCCAAGAGAUGGAUCUAUAUGAUUGUUGGCAUGGCAAUCAACUUUUCUAAUGGAAAUACAUGGAUCACAUUUGCCAGUAUAACCUUCUAUACAAACAAUUAUUAUGGAAAUGAUAAUGCAACAACUAUGUUUAAUGCCAUCUUCAUGCUUUUAUCCAUAUUUGUUGGACCAUUGGCAAUGUGGUCAUCAGAUAGAUUCGGCCUUUUCACAGCUUAUCACGUUGGAAUUUGGUCAAAUUUUCUUGGUAAUGUAAUACGUUUCGCUGGAUCGGGCAGCUGGAUGCCAAAGCAUAAUAGAUUCAUGGUAGCAUUCAUUGGACAAACUAUUGCUGCCUUUGCUCAACCAUUCAUUCUCUUCUUACCAACAAAGAUUGCAAGUUACUGGUUCAAACCAGAACAAAGAACUUUGGCUGAUACAUGUGUUAGCAUGUCUAACCCUCUCGGAAUUGCUUUGAUGUUCUCAUGUGCACCUCUUUUUGUCAACAAAUCUCAUCCGGAUAAUUUUACUGUUCUUAACGGCAUUUGUCUUGCUGGAGCAACGAUCACUGCUCUGCUUUCGCUCUUUAUUACGACCUCAGAGCCCCCAACACCUGUAGCACCAUCUAAACAAAUGAAUGAUAAUGUUCCAUCUUUUAUGGAAGGCCUUAAACAAUGCUUCAAAUCUAAGCAUUUCAUGUUGCUGACAGUGACAAUCGGUGGGGGAAUCGGUGCAUUCAGUGCUCUUUACAAUAUGAUGCAACCAGCUUUAUGUGCCAAGGGCUAUUCACCAGUUUUCAAUGGAUUGAUGGGCUCUGCUUUGAUAGUUGCAGGUCUGUUCGGAGUUGCAGGGGCAGGGUUAAUAGCUGAAGCUACUGGACAAUUGGAAUUUAUUAUGAAAAUGUGCUUUGGGUGUGCAGGAAUUGCAGCAGCUUCACUCUCUAUCGCUAUCAAUUAUGAACAUCAAGAAGCAUGGGUUGCCUCAUCAAUCUGCCUUUUCGGGUUUUUCGCAUUCUCUAUUUAUCCUCUCGGACUAGAGGCUGGAUUGGAAACAUCAUUCCCUGUAGCCGAAGCAACUGCUACGGGUUUAAUAAUGGUCAUAGGACAAUUGGAAGGAAUAGGUUUUGUCGCAAUCACAUCUCUGUUAACAACCAGUGCAACUCCGCAUACACUUGGUAUUCAAACAUGUGUUGAGUCUAACACAGAAAUUAGUUCUGUAGUUGAAUGGAGAAAUGCCUUCUUAGCAUGGCUAGCUAUAGUAGUAUUCUUAAUUAUGCUCUUCAUAACAUUUUUCCGUCCACAAAAUAAGAGAAAAGCAUUUGAACGUCAGGAACUCAUUGAAAGAAGACAACUCAAAGAAUGCGAUACAUCUUAA
Molecule: messenger RNA, 1398 nt
Organism: Auanema sp. JU1783
Lineage: Eukaryota; Metazoa; Nematoda; Chromadorea; Rhabditida; Rhabditidae
Source: the annotation of a GenBank genome assembly